This is a messenger RNA of Manis pentadactyla (Chinese pangolin), 3626 nucleotides long. RefSeq names its product HUWE1 associated protein modifying stress responses (gene HAPSTR1). Lineage: Eukaryota; Metazoa; Chordata; Mammalia; Pholidota; Manidae. The transcript is spliced from 4 exons. The record is from RefSeq and is a predicted model, not a curated record. Bases 150 to 1508 code for a protein of 452 amino acids.
GUCAGCUCCUCCCCCUCCUUCUCGGUCUUCAUCCUUCCUGACAUUCACUCCCUUUCCCCCGCCCAUUGGUUACGUUAGGCAGACAGGUCCGUGAGCCAAUCACGGCCCUGUGUUCAGAGGUCGGCCGCGGAACCGGUCGGAUCGGACCAAUGGAGGCCUUCGGAGCGGGCGCGCCCCAACCGGGCAGCGGAGCCGGGGCCGAGUGGGAGGUGCUUCCCCAGUCAGCGUGUGGGCGGGGGAAGGCGGGUACCAGUAGCCGCAGAGGCGUCGACGACAGCGGCGACGAAGACGUUCUUCAGUCUCCGGGGUGGGCUCGGUGCGUGUGGCUGGGUUACACGGAGGGCUCGGCGGUCAGCCACGGUCCUAGGGGGGUCGUGACGCCAUGGCUGGGCGGUAGACGGGCUCGGGCCAACGACACGAGGGGCGGCGGCGGUUUUCCGGUUCGCGGCAACCUUCGGCGGGGCCUCGGGUGGGGAGCGAGGCGAGGGGCGUCCCGGGCAGCGCGGGACCGCGAGGCGGGUCUCGCAGGCCGUCGGGGGUGCCUGAGGCUCGGGUCGCCGCGAGGAGCCGCCGCCGACCGCUGGGCCCAGCCGCCGGGCCGCUCGACGACGACGCUCCCGCGGGGGCCCCGCCUGAGGAGGACGCGGCGGCGGCGGCGAGGCCGCGGGAGGCCGCGGAGGAUGGAGGAGCGUAAGGAGGAGGGCGAGGCCGAGAUCCAGGAGCACGGGCCCGAGCACUGGUUCUCCAAGUGGGAGCGGCAGUGCCUGGCCGAGGCCGAGCAGGACGAGCAGUUGUCUCCUGAGUUGCAGGAGGAGGCGGCGGCCGCCGCGCAGCCCGAGCACAAGCAGCAGAAACUAUGGCACCUCUUCCAGAACUCGGCCACCGCCGUGGCCCAGCUCUACAAAGACCGAGUAUGUCAACAGCCAGGACUGUCUCUCUGGGUCCCCUUCCAAAACGCAGCCACCGCCGUCACCAACCUCUACAAAGAAAGCGUGGAUACCCAUCAACGAAGUUUUGAUAUUGGAAUUCAGAUUGGCUAUCAGCGACGCAAUAAGGAUGUGUUGGCUUGGGUUAAAAAGCGCAGAAGAACUAUUCGUAGAGAAGAUUUGAUCAGCUUCCUGUGUGGAAAAGUUCCUCCACCACGAAACUCUAGAGCUCCCCCAAGACUGACUGUAGUGUCCCCUAACCGAGCUACUUCAACGGAAACUAGCUCAUCUGUAGAGACUGAUUUGCAACCCUUCCGGGAAGCCAUAGCUCUGCAUGGUCUUAGUGGUGCAAUGGCUAGUAUAAGCGUGCGUUCGAGUACCCCAGGCUCUCCUACACAUGUAAGCAGUGGAUCGAAUGCUAGUCGAAGGAGAAAUGGACUCCAUGAUGUCGAUUUGAACACUUUCAUAUCAGAAGAAAUGGCACUCCACUUGGACAAUGGUGGAACUAGAAAGCGUACCUCAGCCCAGUGUGGCGAUGUCAUUACAGACUCACCAACCCAUAAACGCAACAGAAUGAUCUAAACUGCAAACAUUUUCACACCCACCAUGCUGCUUGAAAGCCACUUGAUCCUCAACAUAUACUAUUAUUGCAAAGGAAACAUGAGGCCAUCUGCCUUUGUUCACUGUUUAAGACAAGUGAAUUCUCUAGUGGUUGCCAUAAAAGGAAGUUCUAGGUAUUGACAGUAGAUGCCUCUUGUAACUAUGGCUUUCUUAAAACUAUAAUCCCUAGCAGAAGACAUCCGAUAACGUGUAGUAGUUAGCAAGAUCAUCAUAGGCAAACAUAUCCGUUCCAAGGCUAAAAGUGACCUUAAUGUAUGUAUUCUCAAAGGGAAAGGAAAUAUCAAAUGUUCAUUUGGUGACAGAAUGCCUCCCCCCAUCCAUUUCCUGCUGUGUUGAGUAUUUUGCUUCAACAGUAUUGCCAGGUUCCUAAAAUUGUCUAAAACACACGAUUUGGCUUCCUUGUCAAAUCUGCAGGCUUCCAUUUCGUAGCAACACUAUCCUGCACCUGGUCUCUAUAGUAACAGUGUGCAACCUCUCAUUACUGGGCUGUGCCCUUGUUUUUAGUUUUCAAAGCAGUCUCUAAUUCUGGUGAUUGUGUGAUGUAAAGAGGUGCUAUGAUGGUCAUGCAAUUAAUACUUAAUAUUGAAUCAAUACACAGACUUUAUUGGAUUCACUGUGUGUGUGUUAGUGCUCUAAAAUUAGCAAUAUUAAAUGCCCCCAGAUCAACCCUGUAGGCUUAAAAUACUCAGUUUUAAGACAAGUACUACUUCUCAUGCAGGGUACUAUCCUUAACGGUAAAUGUAAACAUGUAGACUGCAUUCAGGGUGACCUACCGUAGAGAGGUCAUGAACUUUGAGAAUUGGCUCCCUUUUUGGUUCAGUAUUAGGGAGAUGGAUGGUAGCGAGGGUAGGUACUGUAGACUUGGUUAUCCUGUUCCACAUUUUUCAUGAGGGCCCUACUUUCUGUAGUUUCCAUUGGAAUGGGUGGAAGAAAAAGGGCUUUUAAUCUGCUAAUGUGAUCACAGCUUAAAUAGGAAAACCUGACUCUCCGGUCCCUCUCCUAAAAAGCACAGUUGGGAAUCUCAUUCUGGAAAAGAUGAAAUCGCAUGGAGGUUCUCUAGAUGGUAGGUAGACCUGAGUAAAAGUUCUCAAUAGAUUCCUCUUUUGAGUAAAUACAAGACCUCUUGUAGCUACAAUGUUUUAGAGCAUGUUUCUCAUCUUCAUACUGAAUGAUAGUCUCUUUUUAGAUGAACUGAUGUCAGCCUGCCAGGUACUGUAAUUUAUUCUAUCAUAUUAUAUUAUAUAUCAAGUAGGACAGUGAAAAUGUUUCCUUGCAAACUUGUAGUCCAGUAACCAGUUACUUCCUGUUUUUAUCCUUGAAAAACCAUUGCAAAUCAGUGUAAGGGUUUCUCCAGUAAUUUCAGCACUUUGUUAAAAUUUGCAAUUUCUUCAGCUAUUUAAUAAUAUAUUUCUGUGAAGAAACUUUGCUAAGUUAACCAUAAUACACAUUGGUGGGGUGCACUGUUAGAAAUGUGUGAGCGGAAGUUCUGUACUAAUCAUAGAGAUAGCUCUAAUUUCAAAAAGUCGAUUCCAUACUAAAAUAGGAAUGAAAGUGAGGUACUUUCAAAUUUUUACGAAAGUGGAUAAUUUUUUGUUUGAAUAUAAUAGCAGGAAGAAUUAUAGGAGUCUGUCAUUUUACCUGAAACGGACAAGCCUAUGUGUUAUGAAUGCUUUCAAACUUCCCUUUGGAAUAUACCAAGAAGUGCAUUUGGAGUUAUCUUUGCUUUUCUGCUGUUGUAAAUUUGGAUUCUGGAAUUGCGUUUUGGUGGUGUGAAACAGUGCUCACAAGUGGCCAGAACCCCUAUUCCUAAAGGAUUUUGAGGUUGAGGAGCACAUAUUUAAUCUCAUCCUUAUGCUGCGGUUCUAGUUCCCCUUUCCAAGUUAACUUUAUUUUAUUUUUCUUUUUUGGUUGUUUUUGUUUUAGUUGGUGCUCUGAAGUUUAAUCUUAGUACCCUUUACUCAACUGUCAAAUUUUGAUAAAACGUGCCAUUUUUCUUUGGUAAGAGAAAGCAGGUCUUAAUGUCUGCCAGAACACAAUUUAUAUGCCUUAUUGGCUCCAUUAAACUUUUUUAAAGCUUUA